CUUUUCUAAACACUUCUUUGUUUUGCGUUCUUUAGUCAAUGAUUUUAAAUGCGCUUAAUCGCGCUAAAACAAGAAUUUGAAUUCCCUGAACUAGAAUUGAAUCUUGGGAAUGGUUCAUAAUCCAAAGCUGCGGUUUGUUCUUGGGCUGGCGUUAGUUGCCCUUCAAGAGGAAGAGUUGUUUCAUUGGACUUAACAGAUUUGAAUUUAAUGGGUUCUGUUUCACCUCAAAUUUCAAGACUUGAUUGGGUCCUCAGCCACUUGUCUCUUGCAGGAAACACUUCACACGGCCAACAUUGAGCUUGUCAAGUUUAAAUAAUCUUCAGUUUCUUUCUUAACAUUUCAAACAAUCAAUUUUCAAGUGGGAGUUUGGAUUGGAACUUACUUCAGAAAUGAGGAACUUGGAAGGUGUUUGAUGCUUACAACAAUAACGUUUCACUGCUUUCCUUCCUCCUGGGAAUUUUGUCAUUGAAGAAAUUGAAAGUACUUAGAUUGGUGGGAAAUUAUUUCUAUGGCAAGAAUCCCACAAAACUAUGGUAAGCACUGGUGGGGUUAGAGUAUCUUUCGCUCCUGCGGGGAAAUGAUCUUCAUGAAAAAACCCUGGUGAUUAGGCAAUUUGACCUAACUUACAGGGAGAUUUAUUUAGGGUACUACAAUGCUUACAAAGGUGGAAUGCCCCUAAUGGAGUUUGGGAUUUUGGUGAUUUAGUACAGCAUUGGAUUUGUCAAAUUGUGGACUGAUGGUCAAAUUCCAAAGGAGUUAGGGAACUUGAAGUUCUUGACACACUUUUACUUGCAUGUCAACUUGCUUUCAGGUUCUAUUCCGAAGGAGUUGGUAAUUUUGACAAAACUUUCCAAUCUUGAUCUUUCAAAUAAUGCACUCAUUUGGGAAAUCCUUUUGGAAGUUCAUUAAUCUAAGCAAUUGAAGCUUUUUAAUCUCUUAUUGAAUAGACUACAUGGGUUCUAUUCCCAGAUUUUUGUUGCAGAAUUGCCUAAUUUGGAAACAUUAGGCCUUUUGAUGAACGCAAUUUCACUGGUGAGAUUCCCUCGAAAACUUGGCCAAAAUGGGGUAAGCUUUCACUUGUUGAUUUCUUCAAAUAAGCUUACAGGUCAAUCCCACAAGACUUAAUGUUCCUCUAAUAGUUAAAGAUUCUUAAUUCUUUUCCAAGAAUUUUUCCUUUUUCGGUCGCGAUUUCCUGAAGGGUUAGGAAAAUGCUAUAAGUUACUAGAGUAAGACAUAGGGCAGAACUACUUGAAUGGUAGCAAUUCCAAUGGAUUCCUUUAAUUGCCUCAGCUCAAUUUAGCAGAGUUGCAAAGCAAUGUCCUGUCAGGUAGUUUAUCAGAGAAUGUUUAAUUCCUCAUGGAAAACCUGUUAAUUAGGCCAACUCCAAUCCUGUCAAACAAUCUUCCCUUUCAGGUUUCUCUAACCAUUUUUCCAUUUCCAAUUUCCUGCUUUCGCCUCCAAAUUCUUCUCCCUGCGUGGAAAUCAAUUCUAGGUCCAAUUCCACCUUCUAUAGAGAAACUUCAUCAAGUACUAAAACUUGAUCUUAGUAGGAAUUCAUUUUCUGGGUCAAUUCCACCUGAAAAUAGGAAACUGUUUUCCAUUCUCACUUUUUUUCCUUGAACAUUAGUCCAAACAAUCUUUCUGUUCGAUUCCCUAGAAAUAACAAAUAUACAUAUCUUAAACUACUUGAAGCUUAUCAAAAACCACUUAAACAAAUUCAUACCAAAAAAAUCCAUCGGUUCAAUGAAAAGCCUUAACAAUUGCAGAUUUUUCUCUUUCAAUGAUUUUUCUGGUAAACUACCCAAUCAUGGCAAUUCUCAGUCUUUAAUAAAUGCCUCAUCUUUCGCCGGUAAUCCUCACUCUGUGUUUCUCUUCUCAAUAAAUCCUUGUAAAUUUUCACUUCCGCAUUGCAAAUAACGCAAAAAAAAGGCACCUAAUACCUUCAAGUUAAUAUGUGCAUUAGGCCUUUUAAUAAUGUUCUUUUGAUCUUUGCAAGCUGCUGCAAUAAUAAAAGGCGCAAGUUUUCAAGAAAAGCAAAUUUCAGAUUCUUGGAAAUUGACAGCUUUUCAAAAAACUCGAAAUUCUCAGUUGAAGAUAUGCCUGGAAUGUGUUAAAGAUGGUAAUGUUAUUGGUAGAGGAUAGGUAGCUGGAAUUGGUGUCAUGGGAAAAAUGCCAAAUGGGAUUGAGAAUUGCAGUAAAAAAAACCUACUUGGGUUUGGUACUAAUAGUCAUGACCAUGGUUUUAGAGUCAAAAUCCAAACACUUGGCAACAUCAGGCAUCGAAACAUUGUUUCGUUGCUCGCUUUUUGUUCGAACAAAAAAGAAACAAAAAUUUACUUGUUUUAUGAAAUAAUGAGAAAUGGAAGCUUAGGAGAAGCAUUACAUGGAAAAAAGGCGGCAUUCUUGACUUGGAAUUUGAGGGCAAAAUUGCUAAUUGAAGCUUGCUAAAAAGGUUUAUGUUACCUUCAUCAUGAUUGUUCACCUUUGAUUGUUCAUAAGAAUGUAAAAUCAAACAAUAUUUUGUUAAAUUCGAGCUUUCGAGGCUCAUGUUGCUGAUUUCGAUUGGCGAAAUUCUUAACGGACGGAGGAGCAUCCAGAAUGUAUGUCAGCUAUAGCAGGGAUCUUUAUGGUUACAUAGCACCUGGUAAAGUAUAUUACUUCUGCAUUUCAUUCUAA
Jatropha curcas is the source of this 2676-nucleotide messenger RNA. The record is from RefSeq and is a predicted model, not a curated record. Lineage: Eukaryota; Viridiplantae; Streptophyta; Magnoliopsida; Malpighiales; Euphorbiaceae.